Linnemannia hyalina is the source of this 4167-nucleotide messenger RNA. The record is from the annotation of a GenBank genome assembly. Lineage: Eukaryota; Fungi; Mortierellomycota; Mortierellomycetes; Mortierellales; Mortierellaceae.
AUGUCGGCCCUUGCCUCCUCCUCCUCCAGCAACGGCAAUAGCCACAAUAACAAGCGAGGAGCGUACGACCCUUCAUCGGGAUCAUCCAACUCUUCCCCUUCCACGACCUCCGCUUUCACUUCUUCCUCAUAUAACAACAACAAAGCAUCAUCAUCACCAGCGGCUUCAGCGUCGACCUUGUCUGGGUUCCAGCGGACGCCAGUCCAUGCGACGAUACCCAAGCCGAAAAAGUACAUUGGCCACUAUGAUAUUGCCGACAGGACCUUCCAACUACUCUCCCGGCACCGCGCGGCUGCCUGCAUCUUGUUUUGGUCCCUGACCAUCCUUCUCGACAUCCUGCUGCAGCUGCCUAUCGAGUGGUUCUUCCUCUUCUACUUUAUCCUCGCCCUAGUCUUUCGCAUCUUCUUCAUCGGCGGGCCCAUCGUCCUCAUCUCCAUCGGAGCCAUGUGCCUCGCCAACGCCUUUGUUUUCUACACCGUCCCCUUCAGUUUCACGUCGCCCUUUGCUACAGGAGUCGCCUUUGGCCUCAUGGUCAGUCUGAUCCACGGCCUCAACCUCAAGGGCGUCAUCCUCGCCAUGACCAUGUACAUGCUCAAGCCAUACCUCGAACGGCAGACCCUCAUCGCUGCCUUGAACCCACCGACGGUUCCCUCAAUCGUCUUUCUGGCACCGCUGGCAGCCUUUUGUUCAGCCUUUGGUGUCCUUUGGCUCCUUUACGAUCUCUUUGGAUACCUUCAUGCUUCAACAGACGACCUUCGGGACUUUUUCGGGAUUACGCUACCGGCACCAUCACUCGUUACCCUCAAGGAGGUCAAGGACAGGAGUAUCACCCUCAAUUGGCAAUGCUCUUCCCAGGCAACCAUCUCGAAACACUUGAUUGAAAUCGAUGGCUUGUUGAUUGGCGAGAGUGGAAAGCAGGAGACCAGCGUCGUAAUCCAGGGGCUCUACCCAGACAACACCUAUCGGAUCCGACUCUGGGCUAUUACUACCCGUAACUGGAAAACCCCUAGCGACUAUGUCGUCGUUCGGACACUAGCGUCCGUCCCUAUCGAACUUGAGCUCAGCUCUGUAGAGAGCGCUCGACGGGAAAGUGAACUGGCAAAGAAAUCUAUUGAGGAGAACAAGGAUCCGCAGCACACGACCAAGGUUCAGGGUCUAGAAAAUUCAACAGCUAGUCAGGAGGACAGUGCGAGUACGGAAAAGUCCGAGACGACUGCGCCAGCUCAAGAUCCAGGCAGCCUCUUCAGCAACGGGAAUACGUCAGCUUCUAGCCUGAGUUCGUCUGUGACUGCAACUGCCUCAGCCAACAUCAACAAUAACAGCACCCCGACAAGUCCCCCCAGCGCCACCGUCCAUGUCAUUGCGUCUGCAGAACAAGUGGCACCUAUUCCGACGGCAGCAGUUGUGACAGAUGAGCAGAUUGCUGCGCUGAGGAUCGAGCUGGAGGAAAAGGAGUCUUCUCAUGCCAUGCUGAACCAACAGUUCACCAAUCUCGAGAAGCAGUACAGGCAACAGGAGGAAAACCUCAAGAACGAGAUUGCUGCGCUUCGGGAACAACAGAAACAGGAGGAUGAACCCCGUCAGCAUGCCAAGACCAAGCUUAAGGAACUGCAGGACAGUCUUCGGGAGGCCGAAGUCAACAAGAGCAAGGUCGAGAAGGAACAUCGAAUGGAGGUCGACAAGCGACAGAGGAUAGCUGGACAACUCGAGGCCAAGCAGAGGAAAGUCGAGAAUUUGCAGCAGACCCUCAAGCAGAGCGAGGAGAAACUCAAGGUGGAGAAAGAGUCUCACCGGAAACAACGGCUCGAGCUUGAGGCUAACCUCAAGAGACGACAGGAGGAAGUGGCGGCGACCGAGUCGUCCCUCAAGGCAUUGCAGGCGUCCCAGAAAACACUCUGCAGCACCAUAGAGGCCAAGGAGGUGGAACUUUCGCAGCUUCAAGCAUCGCUUCAGUCGCCCAAGGAACAUCUCAUCUGGGAGCAAAAGAGCAAGGAUUUGGAUGUCAAGUGUGCUCUUCUUGCCGAGGAAGUUGCUCAGUACAAACAAGAAAACCAGCAAUUGCAGGAACGUUUGGCAGAGGCAACUAAGAACGUCAUCAAGGUCCGCGCCGCUCAUGACCACCGCAAAGCUCAGGCAGAGCUGAGAAAGGCCAACGCUCGGGUCUCGCCUGAUGAAAGCCAUGCGACCGCUGCCUCUCCACUCCCGGAACUCCAGCAUCAGGGUCAUGGAUCGAGCUGGAUGAAUGCUGGAUGGAACCAGAGCCCCGGCACCAAGAUCUUGAACGGACUGUUUCAGGACGAUCCGGCCCUGCCUGAUGUGAGACCUUCACCCGCGCGGAAGAUGACUGGCCCACCACCCGGUCUGACCCGCAGAGAUUCUUCGCCCUUGGAUCCUGGCUCGGCCUUGAUGAUGGAUGGUGUUCUUUCAAGAUAUGGACGGGACGGCAAGGAAACUGGACUGCAAGGUGCAAUUGGUACCUCUGGAUCACCCUCGAUGAUCAACAGCCAAGCCAUUGUCGGACCGCCCAAGACGCAGCAGCGUCUUAAGUCAGGCUGGGGUGCGCGCCCAAGGUCCUCUUCUAUCAUGUCGUCUGAGUACCUUUUAGUUGACGGGGGCUCGGGAUCAUCUUCGUCAUCAGCCUCUGCAACAACAGUACCAGGAGCAGGAACAAAUGUCUUUGGAGAAGAGUCGUCGGACCCGCGUCAAGGAACACGCUCAAGGACGUCCUCCAUUUCGUCCUUUAAUGGAUUCCAGUCGCCAUUGUUUGAUUCGCCGUUUGCCUUUUCGAAUCAUGCAUACCAGUCCCAUCAGGAUACCAACGCCAGCAAUCAACCGUAUCAGCAGUACCAACAGAACCGGCAGUCGACUCUCCACAAUGGCUCUCAGAAGCCACAGACUCAUGGCGUGAGCCCUCGUACUCGCUUUCAAGGAAUUGGAUCCUCACAUUCGCCUCCUAUCCCGCAUGCUCCUUCUCCCUGGGGCGCCGCCGGAUCCAGUGCGCUCAAGAACGUAUCUGGACCCAUCGCUGCACCCGUUGGGGCAGGCGGCCGCUCGCCAUUGGUAGAUCUGGACACCAAGGGAUCUACGAAUGCGACUUCUAGCCCUACGUUCAACUAUCACAACUUUUUCGGGCCACCUUCGAUCUCGACUGAUACUCUUGGAUAUGAGGGCAACAGCAGCCUGAAUAACCAUCAAAUGAACGAACAGAAUGUGAUCAAGUCGAUGUUCGAGUCGCCCGAUACCUUGGACCUUCGCCAUCAUCUACGGACAGUCGGAAGCCAUUCCUCGCUGGGAACUCAGGCCAAAAUUCUGCCUUCCCACCUUCGAUCGAUCUCGACUCCUGGAACGUCCUCGCCUUUGUCGUCACCAACUACUGCUACCCACGCACCCUUCCAACAUUGGGAUCAUCGUGUCAUUGGCAGACCAGGCUCGCUGGGCAGGAUGAACAGCCAGGCUGAGGGUAGUUCCAGUUCGCUGAACAUUUCGGACACUUCUUCGCCAACCUCCCCCCAUGGAGCGACCUCGUUCUCACAGAGCAAUGCGUCGUCGGCAUUUGGUCCUCGAAAGACUCUACCCGCUGACCGCGGUUUCUGGGGCGGACCUGGUACGGGAUCAGGAUAUGGAGGUGUUUCGAUGGAGAACGGUAUUCUUCCCAGUCCUACAGGAUCAUCUGGAUCGUCGCUGGAUAUGGGUACACCCUUGCCAGUCGAUGCACAUGCGUUUGCGGACCAGUACUUCAGCAACCGUGGCCACCGUGGAUACGAGACACCUUCGUCGUUGUCGUCUGCUGGGUUCUUGUCGUCAUUGAAGCACCCGUUGUCGACCUCGUCUGCCGUGGAUAACACCGGAGCCCCCAAGGCGUCAUCUGUGGCACCAGGACUUGGGUAUGGUCAACAGCAUCACAACCAGGAUCAAAGCCAAGGAUACGGACAUGGGUUCGGCCAAGGCUCACGAACACUCCAACAGUCCACCAGCGGCUCUGCGCUUGGAUCCACGAACAAUGCUACUACAGGAGGAUCUGAGGCGGAUGUGUUUGGAUAUGGUCUACAGUUCAAUCCGUUUGGGUGGACCAUGCCUACUGGAGGAUUUGACGACCGAUCGACUUCAACUGUCACAGAGGAGCAGCAACAGCAACAGGAUAAAGACAAGUUGCAUGGUGGCCUCUAG